Messenger RNA from Saccostrea echinata, 867 nucleotides. RefSeq lists its product as uncharacterized. The coding region runs from base 1 to 867 and encodes 288 amino acids. The transcript is spliced from 6 exons. The record is from RefSeq and is a predicted model, not a curated record. Lineage: Eukaryota; Metazoa; Mollusca; Bivalvia; Ostreida; Ostreidae.
AUGUCAUCUGACACAGUGAUAACAACAGGGGAAGUAAACACAACAAUAUCAUCCGAUUCCUCGACAGAAAAUGACAAUUUAACUACAUCUUCUGUGACAUCAUCUGAGGUGACUACUAUUACAUCAUCCGCAUCACCUGAUUCAACUACGAAUCCGUCAUCUGUUUCACAUCAAGCAAGUAGUACAACAAUAGUCUCAGAAACAUCAGAAACAUCGGGGACAUCGUCGUCUUCAACAGAAGGAGCAUCAACCUCAGAUGAUGCAUCAACAACAGUCACUGAAUCGUCAGGGACAUCUUCUUCGUCCGCUCCUCCACCAAAUAAUACUGCAUCAACUACUAGUAUGUUACCUACAACAGAAAGGAUGACAACAAACAUGACAACAGAAGGACUAACAACGGAAGAGGCAACAACAGAGGUAACAACACUCGAAAGAACCACAACUGAGGAACCAACCUCAACAUCAUCAACUGUAUUGCGGCAAACAAUAACAACUCAAACAACAUCAUAUCAAACAACACCAGUGUAUGAUAUUAAAGAUGAAAUAAUUUUGCCUACAGGUAAUGCUGUAAUACCAGUGUCAAUCAAUGUGACAUUCAAAGAUUGUUUGAAAGAAAAUAUUGCCCUUGUAGAUCUGAUUCUCGAGCUUCUGAAACUUGAUACCUGUAAAUCAGUAACAACUGAAUCAGCUGACAGUUGUGGCAAUGACACCAGUUAUACCAUAAUAUUUCGGGUGGAUGUGCUGGCUUCCAGUCUACUUGAAGAAGAUACUAAAAACAAAACAAUAGAGAACAUCACAACUACAAUUACAAACAUUACUGUAUCUGAAAUUACAGUACAAGAAUAUGACGCAGACAGGGAGACCUGA